This is a messenger RNA of Dictyostelium purpureum, 1581 nucleotides long. RefSeq lists its product as uncharacterized. NCBI's taxonomy places the organism in Eukaryota, Evosea, Eumycetozoa, Dictyosteliales, Dictyosteliaceae. The record is from RefSeq and is a predicted model, not a curated record. Bases 1 to 1581 code for a protein of 526 amino acids. The transcript is spliced from 2 exons.
AUGAUAAAAUUAAAAAAUAAAAUUUUUAUUUUUUUUUUUAUCAUUUUUUUUAAAAAUUUCAUAAAUUGUUUUGAAUAUAAUUUCAAUAGUAAAAUAAAAUUAUACAUCGAUUUUAGUUCAAAGAUAGAAUAUGAAAAUGGGGAAUGUGGCGGGUCUGUUGAUAUCAAUAAUGCCAAUACUACCUACCCACCAUGCAAAUCAUUCGAAGAUGCAGGCAUAAGAUCAAGGCAAGCAUUUCAAGUAAACUCAGAGCUUAUUGUAGAUUCAUUAGAAAUAAUAAUUCAAAAUAUAGAUAAAGAAUCUCCACCAUCAAUUCAGAUUACAAAAACAUUUGGUGAUUUUUCAAGAUAUUGCACCUUUCAAAUACUGUUUGAAGAUACUUCUAUUCACGAUUCAAAUAUAUUUAUUACAAUCGAUGGGUCUUUAAUAUCAGAUAAAACUAGGUUUUUUAGGUACUUUUCAUUCCAAGAUAACUAUAAUUAUACUAUUGGUUUUAUCUAUACAACAAACUCGCAGAUUGAAAUCAGUGGCACCGUUUUUGAAGAUAUUAGCACUAAAAACUCAAAGUUCCCCCUUUAUUUCCUGUUCUCUUCGAGUCUUUUAAUAACGGAUACAACCUUUAGAAACAAUCAAUUUCAAUCGUUGGCUUACUCCAACACCUACUCUUUUCAAUUAAAGAAAGUUAGUUUUUUAAACAACUCCUUUUCAGAUUCGAUUCUCUUCCUCCCACCAAAAACAUCGCAGUCUAUUAUACCCAGUUUAAUCAGUGGCUGUACUUUUAAUGCAAAUUCUUUUAUCAACAACAAUGAAACUAAUUUAAAAAACCUUUUUUUAUAUGUCAGCGAAAAAUAUGACCCAUUUUUUAAUGUAAUAUUCGAAAACCUUUCAUUUUCAAACAACACCAUAAAAUACUUUGGCUUUUUCCAAUCAUACUCUACUUUUAAUAUGUAUAAACUAAAAAAUACUACAAUUCCCAUAGGUUUUUCAAGAGGUUUUUAUCUAACCACCAGCACAUUUGAAAUACUAGAUGAAAGUAAAAUAGAACCACCAAUUAAAAUACAAGGUUCUUCAAUUCAAAUUAAAAGUAACAAUGCUCUUACCCAAGAGGAGAUUGAUUUAUAUACAAAAGAUUGUAAUGCAUGUAGUUUCUCUUUAAUAACUCAAAACAGCAACAGCAGCAGUAGCAGUAGCAGUAGCAAUAUCAAUAGUGACAAUAGCACAAGUAGUAAUAAUAGCAAAAGUAGUGAAAGUAACAGCGAUAGUAACAAUUUAAUAGAUGAUAAUAUAAAAAAAAAAAACCAUUCAAAAAAAAACAUCACUGUAAUAAUAAUUCCAAUCGCAACUGUAAUUUUAGUUUCAAUAAUCAUUGGUGCAAUUUAUAUAGGAAAAAGAAAAGUAUAUAAAAAAAAUAAAAACCUAAUAACAACAACAAAUAUCGAUAAUAAAUCCUCAAUAGAAUCUUUGGAAUCUAAUGAAAGUACCACUGAUAUAAAUACCAGCAAACCCACACUCAAUACAAUUACUUCAGUUUCUAUAUUUGAUAAAUAUAACGAUCACCCCGAACUGGAUUUACAUUUUUAA